Messenger RNA from Zea mays, 1382 nucleotides. Its product is annotated as derlin 4. Lineage: Eukaryota; Viridiplantae; Streptophyta; Magnoliopsida; Poales; Poaceae. The record is from RefSeq and is marked provisional. The coding region runs from base 199 to 948 and encodes 249 amino acids. The transcript is spliced from 6 exons.
GAGACCACGUCGCCUUCGACCCUUCUCCGUCCUCCCGGAACGCCCGUCCCGUCCGUCCUCCCCCCAUCCACAUCCAUCCCGUGUGCUUCUACUGCUCCUCGAUUUGAUCACCGAUUAGGGGAGGCGGUUUACCAGUGAGCACGCGCGAGAGAUAGGAUAGGAGGAAAGGGAAGCUAGCGGCUUCGCUCUCGCGGGGAGAUGGCGCAGGCGGUGGAGGAGUGGUACCGGCAGAUGCCCAUCAUCACGCGCUCCUACCUCACCGCCGCUGUCGUCACCACCGUCGGCUGCACCCUCGAAAUCAUUUCGCCGUAUCACCUGUACCUUAACCCGAAGCUCGUGGUGCAGCACUACGAGAUUUGGCGCCUCGUCACUAACUUCCUCUACUUCCGCAAGAUGGAUUUGGAUUUUCUAUUCCACAUGUUCUUUCUUGCACGGUACUGCAAGCUUCUGGAGGAAAACUCAUUUAGAGGAAGAACUGCUGACUUUUUUUACAUGCUCUUGUUUGGUGCUACUGUCCUAACUGGCAUUGUUCUGAUCGGAGGGAUGAUACCUUACAUUUCUGAGACAUUUGCCAGAAUUCUGUUCUUGAGCAAUUCAUUGACAUUUAUGAUGGUUUAUGUCUGGAGCAAGCACAACCCUUUUAUCCAUAUGAGCUUUCUGGGCCUGUUUACCUUUACGGCUGCGUACUUACCAUGGGUUCUUUUGGGCUUCUCUAUCCUCGUUGGAAGCAGCACAUGGGUGGACCUCUUGGGUAUGAUUGCUGGACAUGUGUACUACUUCCUGGAAGAUGUAUACCCACGUAUGACUGGGCGUCGCCCCCUAAAGACACCGUCCUUCAUUAAGGCGCUAUUUGCUGAUGACAAUGUUGUGGUGGCACAGCCACCCAAUGCUGGGAUUGGUGCUGGUGCAAGGUUCGGUGCUAUUGGUGUAGAUCCCCAGGCUCAAUGAUGAAUUACUUUCAGUGACCUGAGGGCCGAGGCUGUGACUGAUCUGGGAUGCGGCAGUUUGUAUUCUCUGCGCAAAUUGCGGAACUGUACAAGCCAUUGUUCUUGUGUAUUUAUACAGGCUAGAUGAGAGUUAUUGUGCAUAACAAAAAGAUUAGUAGUAUCGGAGGCGGCUAAGUUUGUCACCUGUUGGCAGGGCCCGGAGGAAAAUGGAUCGUGAUGGGCAAACAGGCCAACCCCUGUUGCAGAAACUUGUUCAUGUGACGGUUUAACAUCUGACCUGCUACCCUUUCAUGCAUCGGUGAAUUUAGUCUAGGAAACUGUUUGAAGUGGGGAAAUUUGGUGCUUUGGCAGCGAGAAUUUGGAUGGAGCGCUGUAAUUGCAGAAUGGUGCAAGGAAUGACUCCUAACAUUGUGGACGCCUGGAUGGUGUUCGUUU